Theobroma umbraticum is the source of this 2061-nucleotide messenger RNA. Its product is annotated as Major facilitator superfamily protein. NCBI's taxonomy places the organism in Eukaryota, Viridiplantae, Streptophyta, Magnoliopsida, Malvales, Malvaceae. The record is from RefSeq and is a predicted model, not a curated record. Gene Ontology annotation, cellular component: membrane.
AAACCUUUGGCAGUAAAGGCCUGCUCCAAAGCAAGUGUACACCGAACCAAACGGUUAAAUGGUAUUUAAAGCCUGCCUAGGGACAGUUUUGUAAUUAGGUACACAACAAUUCCUCUAAACUUUGGCUUUCAUUAAAAAAUUAAGAAAAGCUUAAAUUAAUGGCUCCACAUUCUCUUUCCUCAAUCUCAAUCUUACCCUCCCAAAACCUCAUUUUGUCCUUCCUCUCCUUUUCUCACCUCCCCUCUCACCAACAAAUUCGCCAUCGUAAAGCGAUCGUUCCCGUCGCCGUCUCUCACUGCCGCAGGCUUCGCCGGAAACAUCGUCGCAAAAGAAACGAUAUGUCCGUCACCAUCCCGCUUACCUCCAGGGAAAAGGAACCGUUUUUAGAUUCCAGAAAUAGUGCUGGAAAUAGAGAAAUGUUAGCGAUGGAGGCGGAGCAAGAGAAGACGACUUCGACGAGUUCGAGGAAGAAGAACAGGUAUUUCGGCAGCGGCGGCAGAUUGAAAUGCUUCGGUGUCGAUUUGUCGCCGGACAAUGUGGCGGUUGCUAUGGUGUAUUUCGUUCAAGGCGUUUUAGGCCUUUCGAGGCUUGCUGUUAGUUUUUAUUUGAAAGAUGAUUUGCAUCUUGAUCCUGCAGAAACAGCAGUGAUAUCAGGAUUUUCAGCACUGCCCUGGCUUGUUAAGCCACUUUAUGGAUUUAUUAGUGAUUCAAUCCCACUAUUUGGUUAUCGAAGAAGGUCAUACUUGGUUCUAUCAGGGCUUCUUGGUGCUCUCUCUUGGAGUUUGAUGGCCAUGUUUGUUGACAGCAAGUAUAGUGCUGCAUUUUGCAUACUUCUUGGAUCUCUUUCUGUUGCCUUUUCAGAUGUUGUUGUAGAUUCCAUGGUUGUGGAGAGGGCUCGUGGGGAGUCACAAAGCAUGUCAGGAUCUCUUCAGUCUCUAUGCUGGGGAUCUUCAGCUUUUGGUGGAAUUGUAAGCUCCUAUUUUAGUGGCUCUUUGGUGGAUGCUUAUGGCGUAAGGUUUGUUUUUGGUGCCACUGCAUUGCUACCACUGAUAACAUCUGCUGUUGCUGUUCUUGUAAAAGAACAGCCUGUGCUUGGCCCAGCAAGGGUGCAGAAUGUUCUUUUGGGCAAUCCUAGCUUUCUUGAAAGCUCAAGAGAGAGUAUUAUUCAGUUGUGGAAUGCUGUCAGACAGCCCAAUGUAUUUCUUCCCACAGUUUUUAUUUUCUUGUGGCAGGCAACACCGCAGUCGGAGUCUGCCAUGUUUUACUUCACCACAAAUAAACUUGGUUUUACCCCAGAAUUUCUAGGACGUGUCAAGCUUGUUACUUCGGUUGCUUCAUUGGUUGGAGUUGGACUGUAUAAUGGAUUUCUAAAAAAUGUUCCAUUGCGCAAGAUCUUUCUUGCCACGCCAAUUAUUGGUACAGCUCUUGGAAUGACUCAGGUCUUUCUUGUUACUGGAUUGAACCGGCAGUUUGGAAUAAGUGAUGAGUGGUUUGCAAUCGGGGAUUCCUUGAUUCUAACUGUUCUUGGUCAGGCUUCUUUCAUGCCUGUUCUUGUACUUGCAGCAAAACUAUGUCCAGAAGGAAUGGAAGCAACACUUUUUGCAACUCUGAUGUCCAUAUCAAAUGGAGGCAAUGUCGUAGGUGGUCUGAUAGGUGCUGGUCUGACCCAGGUAUUCGGUGUGACCAAGGAUAAAUUUGAUAACUUAGCCACCUUGAUAAUCCUCUGCAAUCUCAGUUCAUUGUUGCCUUUGCCUCUACUUGGCCUCCUUCCUGGGAAUGAAUCUGACACUGUUUCUAAGGAGAAUGUAGAUAUUGAGAUGAAAUCUAAUUGAAUUCUGGCUAUUUGCGCCGCUGUGUGCAAGAUGUGUCUAUCCUCUUCCAUAAAUUUUCCUCCUUUCCAAAAUGUUUGAGCUUUUUGUUUGACUAUAGAUUACAGUUUAGAACACAGGGAUGUAGAACGAGGGGGAGGGGAGAGCUCUGUACAUAUAACGGGACAGAUUCAAAGCCCAUGCUUUGCUUGAUUGAAAUGACUUAUGACUUAAGAAUUUGAUUGUUCUCUGA